Molecule: messenger RNA, 705 nt
Organism: Fonsecaea erecta
Lineage: Eukaryota; Fungi; Ascomycota; Eurotiomycetes; Chaetothyriales; Herpotrichiellaceae
Exons: 2
Coding region: 1-705 (234 amino acids)
Source: RefSeq, a predicted model, not a curated record
AUGCUCUCACAACUCUGGUCCCGCAUCAACCAGGACAACAUCCCGUGCCACUACCGCGCCGACCCUGCCUGGCGGUGCGAGACAUGGCUGUACCACUGCUGCCGGCACUACACGAACCCGAACUGCUGGCACUACUGGUACCCGGACAUGUUUGGCGCCUGGGACGACUGCGAGUUCGUCACGCCUGAGGCAUACUACUUCUUCGUUACGAAUGGCCCCGACCGCGUCAUGCUGCCGCUUCCCCCGGCCUCGCCUCCUUCUUCUCCCGGUCGCUCGGUGCGGCUCGCGUGCUGGCGCGCUCUCACGGGCAUAGGCCGGUCGGCGGUCAGGACGGCCCGUGUGUACUACUUGGGACGGGAGGUGGUCGAGCGACGGGAACGAGAAGCCAAGACUUGUGCACGGCGGCGCCAGAUUUCGGAGGACGAGGAACUGGUCAAGCGGAUGGUGGAGCUGGGAUUCUUGGGCUUGGGACUGUGGCGUCGCCGGUUGGAGGAUGAAGACGAAGAAUAUGAGGGAGAAUACGAGGAUGGAACGGGAAUUAGCGAGGACGACGACGACCAGGACGACGAGAGUGACAAUGUCGAUGUUGGUCAAGUAUUUCUGAACGAGAGAAAAAGUGUCAUGUCUUCGGUGAUGGAGGUGAUGGCCAGGGACGAUGCAGAACAAAACUCCGAACACUUUGUCGAAGAAAUUUUGACACUGUAG